Molecule: messenger RNA, 3011 nt
Organism: Nymphalis io (European peacock)
Lineage: Eukaryota; Metazoa; Arthropoda; Insecta; Lepidoptera; Nymphalidae
Product: atlastin-like
Exons: 11
Coding region: 240-1802 (520 amino acids)
Biological process (GO): protein homooligomerization; endoplasmic reticulum organization
Molecular function (GO): GTP binding; GTPase activity
Source: RefSeq, a predicted model, not a curated record
UCUCCGUCGAAAUUAAUUCGACGUCGCGUCGCGCCCACCGAUGACGUACGGCAAUCCACUUUUUGCUUAAAAUAAGCGUUUAUUGAAACUUUCGUUGAUAAAAUCACUUGAUAAUCGUAAACAUACGUCGUAGCGAGUGUUUUUUUAAACAUUUAGUAUAUUUUUGUACGAAACAUAGUGAAGUUGUGUUUUUUAUUCCAAAUAUAGAGGAUUGUGUCAACUGGUAUUUGAAGAUAAAAAUGGAAGAUUUAAAUUCUGGAAAAGGUAUUCAAGUGUUGGUACCCGGUCCCGACCACACAUUCACGCUCAAUGAAGAAGCCUUGGAAAAACUUUUGCUCCGAGAUGACGUCAAGGACUGCCCAGUCGUGAUCAUCUCGGUCGCCGGCGCCUUCCGCAAGGGAAAAUCUUUCCUUCUAAGCUUUUUCUUACGAUAUAUGCACCAGAAAUACAAUUUAAGUGACGGCGGUGCAAAGUGGCUGGGCAGCGCGAAUGAGCCCUUGCACGGUUUCAGCUGGCGCGGCGGUUCCGAGCGACACACAACAGGGCUGCUACUCUGGUCUCAGCCUUUCAUAGCGACGCUUGAGAAUGGAGACAAGGUAGUGAUUUAUUUAAUGGACACGCAAGGUACAUUCGACAGCGAGUCAACCGUCAAAGAUAAUGCGACCGUCUUCGCUCUUUCAACCAUGCUGUCCUCCGUCCAGAUAUAUAACCUCUCACAGAACAUAGAAGAAGACGACUUACAGCAUCUACAGCUGUUUACAGACUACGGCCGAUUGGCGCUUGAGAGUAGCGGUGGCAAGCCGUUCCAACGGUUGCAGCUGCUUGUGCGUGACUGGAGUUUCCCGUACGACCACCCUUACGGUGACAAGGGCGGCCAACAGCUGCUAGAAAAACGACUCGCGAUACGCGAAGAGCAACAUCAUGAGCUGCAGUCGCUGAGGAAUCACAUCGCCAGCUGUUUUGAGGAACUCAAAUGUUUCCUAAUGCCUCACCCCGGCCUGACUGUCGCCACUAACCCAAAUUUUAAAGGAAAUCUUUCUGACAUAAGCGAAGAGUUUAAACAGGCUCUAAAAGAAUUCAUACCCAUGCUGGUCGCUCCCGAAAAUUUAAUUGUUAAAAAGAUCGCUGGGCAAAAUGUGAAAGCAAAAGAUUUAUUGCUCUACAUAAAGUCCUAUAUGAAUAUUUUCAACGGAUCCACCUUACCUGAACCGAAGAGUAUUUUGGAGGCGACAGCGGAAGCCAACAACCUGUCCGCAGUAGCAGAAGCGAAGGAGGUGUACGAGACGCUGAUGGAGGAGGUAGCCGGCGGGUCGAAACCCUACAUGCAACCGACGCUGCUGCAGCAGGAACAUCGACGAGCGAGAGACAAGGCUCUGCACGCGUUCCGCUCCAAAAAGAAGAUGGGCGGCGACGAGUUCAGCGAGAGCUACGGCGAGAAGUUGUUCAAGGAGCUGGAGGAGCAGUACGAGCAGUACCGCCUGCGCAACGACGACAAGAACGUGCUGCGGCGGCUGGGCCCGGCGCUGGUGCUGGCGGCGCUGGCGCUGGGCGCGUGGCUGCUGGCGCGCGCGGCGGCGGCGCUGGGGCUGGCGGCGCUGCAGCAGCUCGCCUCCGCGCUCGCGCUGGGCGCCGGCGUCGCGCUGCUGCUGUGGGCGUACUCCCGGAUGACCGGUAACUUUGCGGAUUUGGCGCAGAUGUUGGACGAAAAAACUGCUAUCGUCAUGGAAAUGUUCGGCGGAGUGGUCGCACGGCAAGCGGCAUCCGCGGCGCUCAGCUACACCACAGAUAAAAAGAAAACGUAGCAAUCUGUCAAACUCGCCGCUUGUUUUAAUUUUUUAUUUGCACAUGAAAAGUUAUAUUUUUGUUUUAUUAUUAAGGGUAGCAAUAGUACCUAAUUGCCAUUUUUUUUCUUUACAAAAACUUUUACACAUUGGGUUUAACAACUACACAGAAACGUCUUACAAUAAAUAAAAUAUUUUUUAUAAUUGACAAAGAAGAUGAAUUAACAAAGACUCCAACACCAAUACUGACAACACCGUAAUCGAGACAAAGGUAUAUUUAUUAAUCAUCAUAUUUUAUAAUUACUUACAUUAGGUAAUAUUAAAAUUAAAAAUAUACAAAUACAUAUAUCUUCGUCGCCUUUGUGAUUAAAAUUUAAAUGUUACAUGAUCCACGAGGCAUUUUCCUACAUCGUUUUUUUACAAAGCCGUGUCACUGACGUUCUGUGAAGCCCUAGCAACUAGGUAGACGGGCAGUUUGGGUCUAUACCUUAUGGCUUUAGUUGGAAAUGUGACUGUAACGAGUUUGAGUGUAAACUUUUACCCCCUUACUAAUAAACGUUGUAUAUUUGAUGACAGAAGAGGAAAAAAACAUUGUAUAUGUGUGCAAUUGUAUUAACUACUGAAAUGCGAUUUAGGUUAAGCCUUAUCAAAAUUAUUUCGUCAGAUGUUGCAAUAAAUAAAAAUAAGGGAUGUCCCGUUGGCACGGUUGGCAAUGCUAGUGUUUAUUCAUUCCUUCAUCCCCUACACAACGUUUAUUAAUAUGACGUAUAUAAUCUAUAAACUUUUGACAUUUAUAUAGAAUCCUCUGUAAUAUAAAAUAUUGAUAUUUUUUACAUGUUGGGUAAUUUUGCCUGAUCUAUUUUUAUUGUCUUGUAAUAUAUUAACAAAAGUUGCUGACUUUGUUACCUCAAAACCAUGUCUCAACAUAUAACUUACCUAGAAUGUAAAUAUUGAAUAAUAUGUUGCGGUAUUUUAAUCAAGUCAGAAAAUAUUGGUAUUGUUUUGUUAUGUAUAAUGUUUAUUUCGUUUAUUUUCAUAAAUUUGUAAGAUAUUAAUUAGCUUUUACAAAGCUAAAAAAUUAAAUACAUUUAAUUUUAUCUUAUUCACAGGAACUUCAUCCUUAUUGCGUUUAGAUUAAGAGAGACAUUUGUAAAUAUGCUGCUGUGAUUUUAAUAUUUGUACAUUGACAAUAUUCAAAAAAUAUUUAAGUAUAAUUAACAUUUUGAUAUU